Panicum hallii is the source of this 588-nucleotide messenger RNA. RefSeq lists its product as uncharacterized. Lineage: Eukaryota; Viridiplantae; Streptophyta; Magnoliopsida; Poales; Poaceae. The transcript is spliced from 2 exons. Bases 1 to 588 code for a protein of 195 amino acids. Gene Ontology annotation, molecular function: nucleic acid binding; zinc ion binding. The record is from RefSeq and is a predicted model, not a curated record.
AUGGCCAAGGAGCUUGAGCACCUCAAGAUCAACCUACCCGACAAGUUUGUGGCUGGUGGCAUCAUUGCCAAGUUGCCUCCUUCAUGGAGGGAUUUCGCCACUACUCUCAAACACAAGAGGAUGGAGAUAUCAGUGUCUGAUCUGAUAGCAUUCCUUGAUGUUGAGGAAAAAGCUCGGGCCAAGGAUGGGCGAUCUAAGGCUGUUGAGGCCCAGACUAGUGCCAACAUGGUGCAGAAGUCUCACGGCAAAGGCAAGGGCAAGGAAAAAAAGAUCAAGCCGCAGCCUACCACUACUUUCAAGAAGAAGAAGAAGUUCAAGGAAGGUCAAGACUGUUUUGUGUGUGGAUCUACCGAUCAUUGGGCAAAGAAGUGCCCACACCUCAAAGGAGGGAAGCCUUCACCUGAGCAGAAGACUGCAAACACGGUCACCAUGGCUGGAGUGGAAACCAGUGGGUACAAUUCUUUACCUUCGUCCGCUCGGGAUUCUACAGUGAUGAUGGGCAAUGGGUUGCAUGCUACUGUUCGUGGUGUUGGCACGGUCGAUCUGAAGCUUACUUCGGGAAAGAUCGUGCAGCUGAAGAACGUGUAG